ACUAUUCCCUACAAUGUCGGGACUAGACAGCAACCCCUUCGUGGACCCCGUGGACAUUAAUCCCUUCCAGGAUGCGUCAAUCACACAAGCCACCAGUGGAGCCUCUGAAACCUCAGGGGAGUUCAACCCAUUCUCUGCAACUGAAAUGGGAACCCACAGUGAAAAGACCAUUCCCAUCUCUGCUGCCUCCUCCCAACCCGCCAUCCUGCAGACCUCUGUGGAGCAGAGCGCACAAGCAAGUGUAGCUGCUGGCCAGGCGAACCUGAUCAAACAGCAGGAGGAGCUGGAGAAGAAAGCGGCCGAGCUGGAUAAGAAGGAGCAGGAGCUACAGAACAGGAGCGCAGGCAGAGCACUCAACACUGGUGCUAAAGAGAACAACUGGCCACCUCUCCCCUCGUUCUCCCCUGUGAAGCCCUGCUUCUAUCAGGACUUUGAGGUGGACAUCCCUGAGGAGUACCGCAGUAUCUGCAAGAGAAUGUACUACCUCUGGAUGUUCCACAGUGCCACUCUCUUCCUCAACGUGCUGGCCUGCCUGGCUUACUUCUCUGCGGACUCCCAGUACGGCGUUGACUUCGGUCUGUCCAUCCUCUGGUUCAUCCUCUUCACCCCCGUGUCCUUCAUCUGCUGGUACAGACCCAUCUACAAGGCCUUCAGGUCGGACAGCUCCUUCAGCUUCUUUUUCUUCUUCUUUGUCUUUUUCUUCCAAGUGGCAGUGUACAUCAUCCAGACUGUUGGGAUCCCCAAGUGGGGAAACAGUGGAUGGAUCGCUUCCAUCAGUAUGAUCCGCGUUAACCUGGCCGUGGCUGUGGUUAUGAUGGUGGUGGCCGGAUUCUUCACUGUGAACUCUAUCCUGGCUGUGACUCUACUUAAAAUGGUCCACUCCAGGUACAGGAGGACAGGAGCCAGCUUCACCAAGGCCCAGCAGGAGUUCUCCCACGGGGUCCUGACCAACCGGACCGUCCAGACCGCUGCAACCAGUGCUGCUACCUCCGCGGCCGUGGGGGCCUUUGGAAGGGGAAAUUAGACUGUUUCUCAAUGCUUCGUGCCUCAGGCUAGUCUCUUCUCGGACCAACAUAUCCAUGUUCCAACAUACUUCAUUGGGGUUAGGGUAUCAGGGUUUGAUCUAUUUAUUUAAAAAAGGCCAAAAAAACCAUUACUUUUGAGGGAAAUUGCUCUCGCUUCAACAUCCUAGUGACAUUUCUUAAUGUUUAAACAUACAGAAGACAAGAUAGAGGUCGUAUACAAGCAUGUAAUGACUUGCUGCAUAUGUCUCUGUUGUUUUUGAACCAUUUACCAACCUUAUCAGUAUGCAGCAAAAAGUCAUACUAUCAUAAAAUUUAUUCUGAGUAAUGUAGGAAGGAGACAGAAAAUUGAAGUUGAAUCAAACAAGGCGAAGAAGGAGGCAAGUGUGGGUGUGAAGAAAAAUAAUUCAUCACAAUAUAACUAACUGAAAAACAUCUAACUUGGUCGACUAAAGAUGUACAGCGCACCACUGAACAGGGCUGGAGUUCAGUGAUAAAGUACAAUUAUUUAAAUCCCCUCGCUGUUAAAUACGCUGGCGGGAAGUAUUAGGAUUUUUCUAUCCAACAUACUGGGGCCUCAUAAAUAAACACUGAGAGGAGUGGGAUUAACUUAAAAGCACACUUGACGUGAGAAUGUUUCACCAUCAUUGAAUGAUGGAUCCGCUUAAUGUAUGUAUACAUAUUUGUGUCAUUACAGCAGCAUGUAGAGCGUUACAUGUCAUUCUGCCGUAUAAACAAGUUUAAUACAUACAGUCCACUUUAUAUUACACAACUGGAUGAUCUGUAAAUGGGAUGCAUUUAUAUUACACUACUGAACACAGUUGCUGUUUGAAUUUCGCUCUAAAUCUAAAUCUGUUUUCUUGUGUACAAUACUGUAUAGGAUGAUGAUCAAUGAAGGUGACGGGAUGAAGGUUUUUCUUUUCACUGUUUUAAUCAGUUUACUGAUUUAGAUGAAGUGUGAAAAAAAGCUCCUCUUAGGGCAAAUGAAGAUAUGGUUUAACGGGGAUGGCACAGUUUAAUUCAUGUUGAGUUGUGAAGAAUCCCAUUAUGUUUUCUUUCAUAGUGUGGAGCCUCGCUGCGAUUAAAAUGAAACACAUGGUGCCGGUUUAUUAAUGUAGAGUCACUGACAUGUAGUUUAGAAUGUAGACGUAUUUUCACUACUUAGAGAAGUGUAUUAACGAGCAGAAAGAACACAUUUGUCUUUGUAUUAUACAUAGUAAUUAUACUGUUACUGAAUAGUCACAGAUAGUUAGUAUUUUCUCGCUGCUUUCUACCUACUUGUUGUUAGGUAUUUACAUUUUUACUUGUGAAUAUAUAUGUGUGUGUGUGUGUGUAUGUAUGUAUGUAUGUAUACACACACACAUACAAAUAUAUAUAUUUAUACUGUUUAAUUGUGAUCUUUCAUUACUGUAACACUGAAUCACGUUGCUUAGGUGUAACCUCAGUGCCUUUAAGCAGACAUAACCCACCAAUUUCUUUGUGGGGAUUUCAGCACAAGGCUCAGUUGUUGUUUUUUGUCUGAGUUUUUUUGUCUUGAUAGAGAAAUUAGUUUUAUGGUGAAGUGUCCCUUGGAUGAAGAUAAUGUGUGUUAAGGUGUGUUGUACAUAUUUAUGACUAAAUUAUAACAUAAAUAACUG
This is a messenger RNA of Anoplopoma fimbria (sablefish), 2659 nucleotides long. It is a transcript of the gene scamp2l, whose product is annotated as secretory carrier membrane protein 2, like. The transcript has 9 exons. NCBI's taxonomy places the organism in Eukaryota, Metazoa, Chordata, Actinopteri, Perciformes, Anoplopomatidae. Gene Ontology annotation, cellular component: trans-Golgi network membrane; recycling endosome membrane. Gene Ontology annotation, biological process: protein transport. The coding region runs from base 14 to 1024 and encodes 336 amino acids. The record is from RefSeq and is a predicted model, not a curated record.